Molecule: messenger RNA, 2890 nt
Organism: Homalodisca vitripennis (glassy-winged sharpshooter)
Lineage: Eukaryota; Metazoa; Arthropoda; Insecta; Hemiptera; Cicadellidae
Product: very long-chain-fatty-acid--CoA ligase bubblegum-like
Exons: 18
Coding region: 16-2409 (797 amino acids)
Cellular component (GO): endoplasmic reticulum; membrane
Molecular function (GO): long-chain fatty acid-CoA ligase activity
Source: RefSeq, a predicted model, not a curated record
CUCUAAUUUGCACUAAUGCUACCAGUCAAUAAACCUCGCGCCAGGCGAAUCUACGGCAGCUUGGGCGAGGCGUGGGAAAACAUGGCAGCAGUCCAGGAUGCUGUCAUAACAAAUGGUUAUGACGAAGUCAAAAUUAAUGGACAUGAUUAUGAGGACAUAGACUCGCAAGAAGAUGAUGUACAAGAAGAUAACGACAAACAAGAAAUAAAUGGCAAACAAGAAGAAAAUGGCAAACAAGAAGAAAAUGGCAAACGAGAAGAAUAUGGCAAACAAGAAGAAAAUGAAUUUGAAAAAAUUCCACAGAAAGAACCGUUGUCAGCCAAGAUAAUUCCUCACAAGGGUGGUUUAAAAAGUGCACCAUCCUUUGAAGAAAAAUCUGUAUCGAUAUCAACUCCUGAGGUUACUACUUCCAUAAAAUUUUCUGGUGAUGAAGAAGUUUCAAUAUUUGAAGAUGGCCCAGACCAGAUCCUGCCAUCAGAGGCGUUGUGGACAUCAGAAGCCGACGGGAGGGUGAGACUACAGGUGGCAGAGACAAGUGGAGUGGCAGCACAGCCACCCAUAUCUGUGCCGGGGCUGCUACACCGCACUGCCACACGCUACCCAAACCACCAGGCACUGCAGUUUAAGGAUGCAGACGGAUCCUGGACCGCCAUCACUUUCAAGGAAUAUGAAGAGAAUGUGAGAACGGUUGCCAAGGCCUUCAUCCAGCUGGGACUUCAGAAGUAUCACGGGGUUUGCAUCAUCGGGUUCAACUCUCCAGAGUGGUUCUAUGCUGAUCUUGGAGCAAUCUAUGCUGGAGGUUUCGCAGUUGGAAUGUACACCACAAACAACCCUGACGCUUGCUACCAUUGUCUGCACACCAGUGAGGCCAACAUAUGUGUGGUGGAGGAUGACAAGCAGCUGCAGAAAAUCCUCAAGAUUCGAGACCAGUUGCCGCACCUUCGGGCGAUCAUCCAGUACUCGGGCACUCCUAGUAACCCUGGCGUGAUGAGCUGGACAGAGUUGAUGGAACUUGGAAAGAACCAAGAUGAUACACAACUAAACGCAGCUCUGAAAAAGAUAGCGAUCAAUGAAUGCUGUACCCUGGUAUUCACAUCUGGCACCGAAGGAUUGUCUAAGGCAGUAAUGCUCAGCCAUGACAACCUGACGUGGGAUAGCUACGCUGUCAGCAAAUACUUGCAACUGGAAGAGGCUUCUGACAGUAUAGUCUCUUAUUUGCCGCUGAGUCAUAUAGCUGCCCAGUUGGCUGAUAUAUACAUCCCUAUAUUUAUUGCUGCAAAAACAAUCUUUGCGGACAGUGAUGCUCUUAAGGGCAGCUUGGUAAAGACCCUAGGAGAGGUGCGACCCACAGUGUUCCUUGGUGUGCCUCGAGUCUGGGAGAAGAUAAACGAAAGAAUGAUGAGCAUCGGGGCACAGACCACCGGACUGAAGAAAAUGAUAGCAAGUUGGGGCAAGGCUUGUUGUCUGAAUCAUCACAUAAACGUCAUGAAUGGGAACACUAGUGAAUCUUACCGCUAUAGGUUUUACCGAUGGUUGGUCUUCAGCAGGGUUAAAGCUGCUCUGGGGCUAGACAGGUGUAAAAUAUUUUUGUCCGCAGCUGCUCCAAUCUCUACAGACAUAAAGAAAUACUUCAUGAGCCUUGAUAUUCCCGUUACUGACGCCUUUGGCAUGUCAGAGAGUACAGGGGCUCAUACAAUGUCUAAACCGGACGACUUCCAGAUAGACAGCAUAGGAAGAGCCAUUGACGGAGCUGAGACCAAGUUAGACAAUGUGGACAAGGAUGGGCAAGGAGAGAUUUGCAUGAAAGGAAGGCAUGUCUUCAUGGGAUACCUGAAGGAACCUGGAAAGACAGAGAAGGCUAUGGACUCUGAAGGUUGGCUGCAUUCCGGAGAUGUCGGAACAUUGGACAGUAAGGGGUACUUACGUAUCACAGGCAGGAUCAAGGAGCUGCUGAUCACUGCGGGAGGAGAGAACAUUCCCCCUGUUAUAAUAGAACACGUAGUGAAACAAGAGCUGCCUUGUAUCAGCAACGCACAACUCAUUGGUGACAGACGCAAGUUUCUCUCCAUCCUGCUCACAUUGAAGACUGAAAUGGAUCUGGAGAGUGGAGCACCCAAGGACGAGUUGACCCCGGAAGUGAAGACCUGGUGCAAGAGUCUAGGCUGCGAGGUCAACACAGUGACUGAUGUUUUACAAGGACCAAAGAAAGAAAUCUUAGAUGCAAUUCAAGCUGGAAUUGACCGUGCGAAUACACAGGCUGUAUCUAAUGCUCAGAGAAUACAGAAAUUCGCUAUCCUUCCAGCGGAUUUCUCCGUUCCGACAGGAGAAUUAGGGCCAACGUUGAAGUUGAAGAGGAAUGUUGUGUACGAGAAAUAUGCAGAUAUAAUUGAAAACUUUUACAAAGAAUGAAAAUAAUUCAUUACUGUACUAACACCUCAAGAGGGUUACAACUUAAUCUGUUGUACUUAAAUAAAGGAUUAUUUUCCUAACAUCGUUUAAAUCAAAAGGUGCUCAAAUAAGAAGUAGUCUAUCUGUCCUAUACUGAAUGGCUCAACUGAAAAAGUAAAUAAAUGUUGUGGUUCUAAGCAUGUUAUUAAUUGAUAUUCUGUGAUUUGUUGUUGAUAGAUUUAUAAUGUGUAUGAAACGUUGUAUAUGGUUUUGUGCUUUUCUAAUCUGUUUGUAUAUAGUUGCAUACACAUAUAGGUAUUUAUGUGUGUUUUUGAAAGAAAAGUAGAAUAAUUAUAUUUUCUCCUAGAUUCGUUAUAUUUUUUAAUAAGUUUAUACACAAAGGAACCAAAAUGUGCAAUAUUCUUUGUUAUGUACUUAGUAAAGUUUACCAUGAUUAUGAAUCAAAAUGUAUAUAAAUAAAGAAAAAUACUGUAAGUACAAA